AUUUCAAGCUUUGAAGAGAAGCUGGCACCGGUGGUUUUGUGGGCUGUGCUAAGAGUUGCUGCAGGCAGCUGAGCAGAGGGCAUGGAAAAGCUGGAAAGCCACGACAUGAAUGCAGUGACCUAUGAUGAUGUACAUGUCGACUUCACCCAGGAAGAAUGGGCUUUGCUGGAUCCUUCCCAGAAGAGUCUCUACAAAGAUGUGAUGCUGGAGACCUACAGAAACCUCACUACUAUAGGAUACAGUUGGGAAGACCAUAAUAUUGAAGAACAUAGUCAAAGUUCUAGAAGACAUGAAAGGCAUGAAAAAAGUCAAACUAGAGAGAAAACUUCUGUAUAUACUCAAUGUGUUAAAGCCUUUGCAUGUGACAGUCAUCUUCACAGUCAUGAAAAAACAGAUACUAGAUUAAAACCCUAUGAAGAAAAUGAGUGUGGUAAAGCCUUUUUACAUCACAGUCAUAUUCAAAUGCAUAAAAGUACAUACACUGGAGAGAAACCCUAUGAAUGUAAUCAGUGUGGUAAAGCCUUUGUACAGCACAAUAAUCUUCAACGUCAUGAAAGAACCCAUACUGGAGAUAAGCCCUAUGAAUGUACUCAGUGUGGUAAAGCCUUUGCACGUCAUAGUCAUCUACAAAGGCAUGAAAGAAGACAUACUGAAGAGAAACCCUAUAAAUGUAAUCAGUGUGGUAAAGCCUUUGCACGUCAUAGUCAUCUACAAAAUCAUGAAAGACUACAUACUGGAGAGAAACCCUAUAAAUGUAAUCAGUGUGGUAAAGCCUUUGCACGUCAUAGUCAUCUACAAAGUCAUGAAAGACUACAUACUGGAGAGAAACCCUAUAAAUGUAAUAAGUGUGGUAAAGCCUUUGCAUGUCAUAGUCAUCUACAAAAACAUCAAAGAACCCAUACUGGAGAGAAACCCUAUGAAUGUAAUCAGUGUGGUAAAGCCUUUGUAUGUCGUAGUUCUCUACAAAGGCAUGAAAAAAGCCAUACUGGAGAGAAACCCUAUGAAUGUAAUCAGUGUGGUAAAGCCUUUACACAGCUCAGAAAUUUACAAAAUCAUGAAAGAAGCCAUACUGGAGAAAAACCCUAUAAAUGUAAUCAGUGUGGUAAAGCCUUUGUUGGUCAAAGUAAUCUUCAAUAUCAUGAAAGAACCCAUACUGGAGAGAAACCCUAUGAAUGUAAUCAGUGUGGUAAAGCCUUUGUCUGUCACAGUUCUUUACAAAAUCAUGAAAGAAGCCAUUCUGGAGAGAAACCCUAUGAAUGUAAUCAGUGUGGUAAAGCCUUUGCACAGCACAAUAAUCUUCAACGUCAUGAAAGAACCCAUACUGGAGAGAAACCCUAUGUAUGUAAUCAGUGUGGUAAAGCCUUUGUAUGUCAUAGUUCUCUACAAAGUCAUAAAAAAAGCCAUACUGGAGAGAAACCCUAUGAAUGUAAUCAGUGUGGUAAAACUUUUGCUCAUCACAGUAAUCUUCAAAGGCAUGAAAGACUACAUACUGGAGAGAAACCCUAUGAAUGUAAUCAGUGUGGUAAAACUUUUGCUCAUCACAGUAAUCUUCAAAGGCAUGAAAGACUACAUACUGGAGAGAAACCCUAUGAAUGUAAUCAGUGUGGUAAAGCCUUUGUAUGUCGUAGUUCUCUACAAAGGCAUGAAAAAAGCCAUACUGGAGAGAAACCCUAUGAAUGUACUCAGUGUGGUAAAGCCUUUGCACGUCAUAGUCAUCGACAAAGGCAUGAAAGACUACAUACUGGAGAGAAACCCUAUGAAUGUAAUCAGUGUGGUAAAGCCUUUGCUCAUCACAGUUAUCUACAAAUUCAUGAAAGAAGCCAUACUGGAGAGAAACCCUAUAAAUGUAAUCAGUGUGAUAAAGCCUUUACACAGCACAGAAAUCUUCAACAUCAUCAAAGAACCCAUACUGGAAAGAAACAUGAAUGUAAUUAGUGUGGUAAAGGCUUUGUUUAUCAUAGUCAUCUUCAAAGACAUGAACUAACACAUGCUGGAGAGAAAUCCUAUGAAUGUAACGAGUGUGGUAAAGCCUUUUCACUUCACAGUACUCUUCAAAUGCAUAAAAGAUCACAUACUGGAGAUAGAAUCUAUGAAUGUAAUCAGUGUGGUAAAACCUUUACAUAUAUGAAUAAUCUAAAUCAUGAGAAAAAAAAUCAUACUGCAGAGAAACCCUAUAAAUGUAUCCAGUGUGAGAGUUUUGUACUUUAUAUAGGAGUAAAACUUUUUGUGCAACAAUCUGUUAAAAUCUUUCCAUAUUGCAAUAGAUAUUGACAACCUGAAAAAGAUACUAAGGACUUAUUAUUAUAAAGUAUUUCAUAAGAUCUUUAGCCAAAACACUUAUAAUCAGCUACACAAUGAUUUGGGAUUCUCCUCUGUAUUCUGUGAAUGUAUUUUGUUACCAUUGUUUAAUAAAGAAGCUUCUUUGGGCCUCUGGCAGGGCAGAAUAGA
Arvicola amphibius (Eurasian water vole) is the source of this 2448-nucleotide messenger RNA. Its product is annotated as zinc finger protein 431-like. The record is from RefSeq and is a predicted model, not a curated record. Gene Ontology annotation, biological process: regulation of transcription by RNA polymerase II. Gene Ontology annotation, molecular function: DNA-binding transcription factor activity; RNA polymerase II cis-regulatory region sequence-specific DNA binding. The transcript has 4 exons. NCBI's taxonomy places the organism in Eukaryota, Metazoa, Chordata, Mammalia, Rodentia, Cricetidae. The coding region runs from base 82 to 1935 and encodes 617 amino acids.